This is a messenger RNA of Alosa alosa (allis shad), 1345 nucleotides long. RefSeq lists its product as uncharacterized. The coding region runs from base 196 to 846 and encodes 216 amino acids. Gene Ontology annotation, biological process: canonical NF-kappaB signal transduction. Lineage: Eukaryota; Metazoa; Chordata; Actinopteri; Clupeiformes; Clupeidae. The transcript is spliced from 6 exons. The record is from RefSeq and is a predicted model, not a curated record.
UCUAUGCUAAAGUAAACUUUUGACACUGCUGGACUUUUUGAGCACGCAUGUCGUUGUUAUGAAUAGUAGUUUGCUUACAUGAAGGCUACUAACAUCGGUAGAAGGGAGUUCUGAUUGUGAGCUGUUAUGAAAGUUCAGCUGCUUAAGGAAUCAGUGCCACCCAUGGAGUUACACAACUGCAGUUAGGGGGGUAAGAUGGAGGAUGCCUACACGGCUCUCUACCAGGAGUUCCUUCGGCUGCGAUCCAUCUGUUUCAAACAGGCCACCAUGCUCCAGCACCUCACAGAAGUCCUCAAUAAUCAGCAAGGUGGCAUUGGGGACUCAGAGAACCUGGUGUCCAUGCCAGCCCAGUGUUCACAAGGUGAUCUGAUCAACUUCUGCUCAGACGCCCAUGAACUGUUGCUUCGUAGACCUCUGGAUCAGUCUGCUGAAACUAACACAACCCGUGGAGGGGGCGGCGUGACUGCAGUCUUGCUGACGUCAGGAAUGGACCAGCUCCACCUGGCUCGUCCCCAACAUCAAGCUUCUCUGGGGGCGGGUGCCGUGACUGGCCUCGAAGGGCCCUCGACCUCUCCUGGGGUCAUUCCUUCGAGAGCGCCCCCUAGCAUCAUUGGUGACUUAAAACGGGCCGAGCAGCAGUGGGCUGAGAACAACCCUGCCAGAGCACGGAGGCCGUGGUCGUCCAGCUCAUUUCUGAACAGUGAGUGGAUGAGCCUGACGGGUGGGCGUGUCAUGUCGAGGGUGACAGUGGAGUCGCAGGUGUGCGAGUUCUGCCAAGCUGUGUUUCCCGGACACACCACCACACGCGGGGAAUUCCUGCGUCACCUCACCUCUCACAUCACCUGAUGGACAGGUUGCUUUUUUUUCACCACGUUGUCAAUGUUUCUAACAGUACUUCAGCUUGUGAUCUAAAAGUCCUUUAAGUGCAACUUGAACUGUACACACAUAACUUUGUAGAGUAGUUGACAUUGUGACAAAGGUGUUUGUAAGGAUUUAAGUGGCUGGAAGCACCAAAGCUUUAGACUGUAGUACACUCUUCUACUUUGUCAUAAAAGAGCGCACUUCAAGGUGCGUACAAGAGUUCAAGGAUGCAAGUCCAUUCAUUUGUGUAAUAUGUGUACAGGACUUUGGUUCCGUGCUGCUCUGUGAACUGUCACCACUAGAUGGCAGGCGUAGAAAAACCCCUUAUUAAGAUGACUGUAGGAUUGCUUUGAUAAUGCCUGCCUCUCAGGUAAAUCUUUUGAAUAAUCAUUAAAUGUACCAUUUUAUUUCGAAAAUUACUAAUGUUGUUUUCUCUUACUGACACAUUUUUUAUUGCCAUUUUCAGUUUUAUUCCCAUGAAUGA